AUGGAUACAAUCAAGAAACCAAUCAACCAGAUCCUUGAUCCCCAACAGGCGACAGAGGACAAGCAGGCCAAGCUCAUGGACGAGCAGCGUCGAAAGGACGGCGACAUUGUCACCGCAGGCUCUGAAAACGACAAAGUACGAGAUCCUGUUACAGGUGAACGAAUGCAAAUUCGCAAUGCGACAGAGAACCCAGAACAAGUACGCCUGGGUGACAACGUCUUGAAGAUGGAAUUUCCACCCCCAGAUCUUGGCGGACAACGAGAAUAUCUCCUCUCUCUCUUCAACACCACUGUCUCCCGCAUGACCCUGGCGUUUACCAUUGUGCCUAUUUUGGCAUUUAGCUUCUCGCCACCGUCGUUGACCAACCGACCGCUAUUUCUGCUCAUCCCUUCUCUCGGAAUUCCCGCCGCUCUCUCGUUCAUGUGGAUGUACCGCAUGCAGAGCAAGAGUCAAGACGACGCUGAUCGACGUGCUUGGGAUGUCGAGAGGCGUCGCGGCCUCGCAGCCGGUCUUGACAAAGAUAAAGAUGGCAAGAUUGACGUAGACGAGAAGAUCAAGGAAAGUGCGGAAUGGCUCAACGCCUUGCUCGCUGGAGUGUGGCCGAUCAUCAACCCAGACAUGUUCACGAGUACAGUCGACAUGCUAGAGGACAUUAUGCAAGCCUCAGUUCCAACAUUCAUCCACUCUGUUCGUAUUCCGAAUCUCGGACUUGGAUACAAUCCUCUCCGUAUCACCGCGCUUCGUGCGCUGCCAGAUGCAGAACUUGACAGACACGUCAACUACGAAAUGAGCUUUGCAUAUCGAGCAGCACCUGGCAAAUCGAAAUGGGCGGAAAAGGCUGAAAACUUUCAUUUACUGGUAGAGUUUUACCUUGGAGUCAAAGGCGUUGCAGCUGUUCCAAUUCCGGUUUGGGCGGAGAUUACCGGCAUUGUUGGAACUGCAAGGAUGCGUUUGGAGCUCAUUCCGGAUCCACCAUUCAUCAAGCAUACGCUCAUCACCCUUGUGGGAUUACCGAAAGUCUCCAUCUCUAUCACACCAAUUCACAAGAAACUACUCCCUAACAUGAUGGACAUUCCCUUCAUUUCUCGGUUCAUCACGGACGCUGUCAACACUGCUGCCAAGGAGUACGUUGCACCAAAGAGUCUGAUGCUCGAUUUGCAACAACUCUUGAGUGGCGACGGGAUCAAUCGAGAUACUGCUCAUAUUGGAGUCGUCGUCGUACAUAUACACCGAGUCAAGAUUGACAAAGACGUCGACCAGACUCUCAGUGACACUGACAUUUAUGUCAAUGUUUGCUUGUCUCCCAUGAACAAGACCCAGUAUUCGACCCGUAUCAUCUCCAAGACUCUCGAACCCGUCUACGAGGAGACAGCCGUGUUAUUGGUUGACGCAAAUGCUGCCAAGAUUGGCGAAAAGGUCAGCCUGCAAGUUUGGGACAGUGAUCGGUUCACUGCAGAUGACCAAGUCGGACAUAUUGAAAUCGACGUUGCUGAUCUCAUGAGCAACCACAACGCUGCUUCUCACAAGAUUACGCCAAUGAACAAGCCGUUGAGCAACAAGGUGUCCGGAACAAUCGAGUACACGAUCGGCUUCUUCUCCAAACUUGCACCUGGGGCAUCAGACUCUGCCACGGAGAUACCCAAGGAGAUUCUGGAUAAGGAAGACUUUAAGAAAGUCAGAAAGUCGACUUUGACGGACCUCGAAGCUGCAGUUGUUGUAACUCCACCACCGGAAGACUUUGUCAGCGGUAUUUUGGGAAUCCAGCUCCAUGAAAUUCGUGAGCUUGGUGUCAAGACGGAUAACAUGUCCUUGAGACACGGUGGCAAAGGCUCUUCGGAAAGGCCCGAGGGGGAGCAAGAAGUCGAAGCCGACAAGGGUCUCCCCUCUUCCUACUGUACAGUUAUGCUCAAUGACGAACCGAUUUACCGGACUCGAAAUAAGCCUAUGACGGCUACACCCUUUUUCAAUGCAACGACCGAACGCUUUGUGAGAGAUUGGCAGGCCGCUCACGUCUGCAUCGUCGUUCGCGACUCUCGAAUGCGAGAAAACGAUCCAAUUAUGGGAAUGGUAUUCUUCAAGCUUGCAGAUCUGUUCAAGAAUGGGUGCAUGGCGACUGGCUCAUGGUCGCUCCAGCACGGUAUUGGAUUUGGCCGUAUUCAUCUCUCUUUUGUCUUUAGGCCUGUACAACUCACCAUGCCCCCCUCGCUCAUCGGCUUUGAUACGGGUACCGUCGAAGUAAAGGGAGUCAAAGUAGAGCUCAACGACCGCUCACUAGAAAAUGAUAUCGAAGUUCGCCUGACGACUACUGGUGCAUACACGAAGAUCAAGAAAGGCGUCGAGGAUAAGGACGACUCGUCAUCAGACGAGGAAACCAGCAACGAUACAGUGCUUCACCUACCCAUCCAAACCCGUUAUCACUCUGCUCUCGUCAUCAACGCACGACAAAAGGGCUUGCUCCGGCGAAAUACAGUGGCCAUGGGCAUCGUCUGGCUUCGAGAUCUCAUCGACAACCACCAUGGCAACGUCAUCCGAGCCAAACUAUGGAAAGCCAGUGAUUUUGAGAUUAUGAAGCAGAACUAUGCCAAAGCAGAGGAGACGGCGGCGCACAAGGCACAAGCGAUUGGCACCGUCGAGGUGCGUGCCGUGUUCAAGCCCGGCAUUGCAGACGUGCAUGAGAAAGAUAUGCGCGAAAACCCCAAGAUGCAAAAGUCUUGGGAGGAGUAUGUUAUUAUGAAGCGAGAGGGCUUGAGGAAACAUAUUGGGAAGAGGUCGCCAACCAUGAUCGAUGAUGAGGAUAUCAAUGCAACUACAGACAAGGUGGAGGAAGACCCGAAACAGGGUGUUGCACCUGCGGAAUCUCAAGGCUCCCUGGAUGGCAAGAUCAAGGAUUGGACGAGCAAGCAAGACAACUUGAGCGCUGAGCACCGUGGAAUCAAGCAAUUCAAAGGAGUGAGGACGGCAGAGUGGAUGGCAGACGGUGUGAAAGACACCUUUGCGGGCCUGGCUGGUCGAUUGCACCGCAAGGAACGACAGUCGACAAUGGAGAAAGAAGCAUAA
Serendipita indica DSM 11827 is the source of this 3057-nucleotide messenger RNA. The record is from the annotation of a GenBank genome assembly. Lineage: Eukaryota; Fungi; Basidiomycota; Agaricomycetes; Sebacinales; Serendipitaceae.